Molecule: messenger RNA, 5673 nt
Organism: Ochotona curzoniae (black-lipped pika)
Lineage: Eukaryota; Metazoa; Chordata; Mammalia; Lagomorpha; Ochotonidae
Gene: STK35
Product: serine/threonine kinase 35
Exons: 4
Coding region: 1-1629 (542 amino acids)
Biological process (GO): autophagosome organization; protein autophosphorylation; positive regulation of autophagy
Cellular component (GO): autophagosome; cytoplasm
Molecular function (GO): ATP binding; protein serine/threonine kinase activity
Source: RefSeq, a predicted model, not a curated record
AUGGGCCACCAGGAGUCUCCGCAGGCCCGCGCGCGGGAGGGAGACGCGGCUUAUAUAAAAAGGUUAUGUAAAGGGCUCAGCUGGCGCGAACACGUGGAGAGCCACGGGGGCCCGGGAGCCUGGGCCGGCUCGGCGUGCGCGGGCCCCGGGGCGGCAGCAGCAGGAGCGGCCACCGCGGAACCUGUCGCCCGGCGCACCCGGUCCUCCGCUUCCCGCGCUGCUCGGUCCCCCAGGCAGCUCCGGUUCGGAGCGGACCAUCCCGGAGCGAGGCUGCCGGGGGGGAGACGGCCCGUACGCAAGUCGAGGGACGCCGGCCAGGUCACAAUCCAAGAUCCCGCUGUUUCGCGUCCCAGGGCCGGACAGAGGGAUGAGGCAGGGGGGGCCCGGGCAGCGCCGUUGCUGCUCCCCCCGCCGCUCGCAGCCAUGGAAACGGGGGAGGAGGACGGCGCCCGCCGAGGAACACAAAGCCCGGAGCGGAAAAGGCGAAGCCCAGUGCCGCGGGCGCCCGGCGCGAAGCUGAGGCCGGCGGCGGCCCAGGCCAUGGAUCCUGUGGCGGUCGAGGCCCCGGGCGAGGCCUACCUGGCUCGGCGGCCGCCUGAGGGCGGCGGCGGGUCGGCGCGGCCGCGCUACAGCCUCCUGGCGGAAAUCGGGCGCGGCAGCUACGGCGUGGUGUACGAGGCAGUGGCCGGGCGCAGCGGGGCCCGGGUGGCGGUCAAGAAGAUCCGCUGCGACGCCCCCGAGAACGUGGAGCUGGCGCUGGCCGAGUUCUGGGCCCUGACGAGCCUCAAGCGGCGCCAUCCGAACGUGGUGCAGUUCGAGGAGUGCGUCCUGCAGCGCAACGGGCUGGCGCAGCGCAUGAGCCACGGCAACAAGAACUCGCAGCUCUACCUGCGCCUCGUGGAGACCUCGCUCAAAGGAGAGAGGAUCCUGGGCUAUGCGGAGGAGCCCUGCUAUCUCUGGUUCGUCAUGGAGUUCUGCGAAGGUGGAGACCUCAAUCAGUAUGUCCUGUCACGGAGGCCUGACCCGGCCACCAACAAAAGCUUCAUGCUCCAGCUCACUAGUGCCAUUGCCUUCCUGCACAAAAACCACAUCGUGCACAGGGACCUAAAGCCGGACAACAUCCUCAUCACCGAGCGGUCGGGCACCCCCAUCCUCAAGGUGGCCGACUUUGGACUAAGCAAAGUCUGUGCUGGGCUGGCACCCCGAGGAAAAGAGGGCAAUCAUGACAACAAAAAUGUGAAUGUGAAUAAAUACUGGCUGUCCUCAGCCUGCGGCUCGGACUUCUACAUGGCUCCCGAGGUCUGGGAGGGACACUACACGGCCAAGGCGGACAUCUUUGCCCUGGGCAUCAUCAUCUGGGCCAUGAUCGAGAGAAUCACUUUUAUUGACUCUGAGACCAAGAAGGAACUCCUGGGGACCUACAUCAAACAGGGGACUGAGAUCGUCCCUGUUGGCGAGGCGCUGCUAGAAAACCCAAAGAUGGAGUUGCACAUCCCCCAGAAACGUAGGACUUCCAUGUCUGAGGGGAUCAAGCAGCUCUUGAAAGACAUGUUAGCUGCUAACCCACAGGACCGGCCUGAUGCCUUUGAACUUGAAACCAGAAUGGACCAGGUCACAUGUGCUGCUUAAAAAUUCAGGGCUGAGCAUCUUGGGUGUUAUAAACUAGGUGAGUCCGUCGGGACCCAGAGUCUCAUCGUGUCUCGGACCCAGGACGGCAGAGGGGACAGUGGUGGCCUGGCCACUUGGCCAUCUCCCGGCAGCUGGCUCUCCAGCAAUGUGAAACUUUUGUUUGCGUUUCUUCUUCUAGUGUUGCUUACUUUGUCUUUUCUUUCUCUGCUUUAAUUUAAACCAUUGAAACUUCAGGAGAGCAGGAAGCCACUCUGUGGACAGGCCAUCUUUGAAAGAACUUAAUAUGGACAUCAACUUAAAGCAUACACAUCAGUUUCCUUGUUGGGUUUUGUAAGGGGCCAGGAAGCAACUUGGUUUAUGUCCUUUACUCUCCCUUUGUUGUCUUUCAUUUUAAUACACCUCCCAGUUGUGCUUGUAGCACCUGACUUCUCCAGAGCAGCCCUGUGGGGAGUUUCUCCAUAAAAGGGGGAACUGCAAGGCUCCUCAGGGGUGCUGAUCCUGGCCUUGGACACAACAAUCAGCAGCUAAGAACCACCUGGAAGAUGACAGGGUUUGCCCAGAACCCUGGAGAGGACUCACUGUGGGUGUUCUCAUAGAGCUGCUGGGAACCCAGCCACACCAGGGUUCAGAGCUCCGAGGAGCGGCUCCUCCCACUGUGCUUUCUGACCCGCCGGGGACCCAGGAAGAAGUGAGAGGAGACCGCCUCCUCCCACUUACUGACAUGGCUGGAUAGCAACCCCGCCCAGCGCCCUGUUAGGGAAAUAGGGAAAAGCUGUCAUGCCAAACCUCAGCCUGGGCCAUAGUAGGGUCUUCUGGGGCACCUCAUUCCCAAGAAGCCAGCACACCUCGCCCUCUGCCUGCUGGACCAUUUCUCCCCAUGUGCCCUCAAGCGUCUGGGAUGUGAGUGUCCCACAUACUGUGUGGGGCCCUAAACUCUGGCCCUGGCCACUGCCACGAUAACGGGGUGUGGUGUCUUUACUGGCUGCCACUGUCGUUUCCUUACAAUGAAUGGUGUAUCCUGUGCACCUGGGACCCACACCGCCACCUACAGUGACACUCCAUGAAACACCAUCUCUCUCACCUUUGAGGACUCCACUUGGUGCCCACCCUGAGUGUCAACACAUCUUACAGAGGAAAAAAGGCCUGCCCUAAGCAGGGAGGUGUCUGCUGGGUGGGCUGCACACAGAGGGGCCUGGCCCCCUUAGAGUGUUCCAGCCAUGAUCCGACUCAGCUCUGCACCCUUGUCCCUCACCACUGCCUGCACCCCUGCAACAGCGCCUAGGAGACGACUCCUCCAGGGCUGCUCUCGCCCUCCAGGCCCUGGAGAGAAGGGACUCCCCUUUACCGCACCACAGCGCUGCUCCCUACUCUGGUCUCCUGAGAAAGGAACAGGACUUGUUCUGUGUUCAUUUUUGUUUCUCGUUUUACCUAAACCAGCAUAGGAUUGGCAGGGGAGAUAGCUUGUGUGCGACCAAGGGGGGCUGUCUCCGCCCCCCCCCCCCAAAGCACCAACCCCUUGGCCCUAUUGUCUCUCCUGGCCCCAAGGCCACGCUGCUUCCUCCUGGGCCAGUGGCAGCUGCUGUUAGCAGAGGACCCACAGGGCUGCCAUGGCGACCGUGACCAGGCCCUUUCUCACCUCUGCAUGGACUGCGUUCCUGUCUCCCCCACCCGCCAUCCCGCGGGGGCAGCUGCCUUCCCUACAUAUGAGCAAGUGGAAAAAACAGCCCCCAUACUCCCCACCCCAGCUCCCCAGGCCACAGUCGGGCUCAACUCCCUGAGAGGGCCUGAGCCUCACCUCCAUCUGUCCGAUGCUCCUGCUGCCCCUGACUCUCAGAGGGGCUGUUGUGCUUCCACUCUUGUUUCCUUUAGUAUCACCGUGUCCCCAGCAGACCAGAGGCCUGCCUGGUCAGGGAGUCAGCUGCCCAUUCCCUGGGAGUCAGCAGCUCCCUCUGGCAUGGUAGCCAGGCCUCCUUUCCCAGCUCCAAGUGCCUCUCUCCCUCCCUUUUUUUCUUUUCCCUUCUCUCUUCUGCCCUACCCCAAUGUCUGCCCUCUACCCACCCAGGCACUUGGCCAGGUAGGUGGAGGUCAACCUCCAUAAGUGUAGACUUGGCUAUGAUGAGUGUCCUUGCGGAGCCCUGUGGUCUUAAGCCAUUGUCCACCUCUUUCCCUGAGAAUCGGCCUCUUACUGUCCCUUCCCUCAGCUCCUGCACCUGCCAGCAGCUCUAGGGGGCAGCAUCUCAGUGCCGGCAAGUUUGUUAGAUGUGUCCAGGUUCUAGGAGUUUCCAAACCUUAGACGGCAAUCAUUCGUUCCCUUGUAUCUGUGCAAAGGUGGCCCAUAGGAGGGAGAAUCUUUGCUCAGCCCUAAUAGAUCUGGGUGUGACGUCACCAUUGGCAAGGAGCAGGCAGGACUGAUCAUAGUGCCUUAUCCCAUUGUCCUCCACGGACCAGCCCUCCGGCUCCAUGUCCCUCUAUGUACAUUUGUCACUUGCACUCUUGACCUGCCCACUCACAGGUAGCCACAGGCCUGUCUCCCCACCCACUGCCUGGGCAGUCAGCAGCUAUGUCCCAGAAUAGAGCUGUGCUGUACUCUUGGCUUCUUCCCUCCAUUCAGGAGCACUCUGCCAGCUGGCUGUCCCAGACUGGCUCUGUCUGGCCACCUUCUGGGCCCCAGGAUUCAGCCCCAAAGGCGUCCAGACAAGAGUUCUGUCUUCCCAUCCCAACAUGGCUUGUGGCUUGCCCCUACCCCGUGGCUGUCUUCCCAAGGGAAGGUGUUAAGAUGUUUACCUGAGAAAUACCCUGUUUACAGCUGGAGGAGAACCGAGCCCAGCACAGUGCGAGCUCAGUGCCUGCACAAAGCCUGCCCAUAGUGCCCCAGAGCCAAUGAAGGCAGAGGUGCUGGGGUGGUGGGAAGGGUUGUCCCUACUCUGCUCCCUAACCCGGUGGUGCUAAGACCGUGUUCCCCAUUCCCCGCAGCCUUCCUGCUUCUGAACUCCUUCCUGCCCAUUCCCCGGGUGUUUCUACCCUCUGGGACUCUCUGCUCCUUCAUGUAGCAUCACUUGCCUCCUAGCCUAGAAAACCAGUGUUUGGAGCAAUAAGAUUAUUAUUAUUUUUGUCUGUAUCUUUUUCUAAGACAAGGAAAAUUGCUGACAAGGUGGGAAUUUUUUUUUUGACUUUAAUGCUGUCGGCUAUUUACCUUCUUAGAAGACAAACCUUAGUAGGAUGUUAUGUCUGGGUUUUAGCUUUGGUUUCUCUUUGGAAACUUGGAAAAGCAGGAGUCACAGUGUCACCCCCUGAGGAGGGGCCCUAGCUGCUUUCCCCUGGCCCCAGCCCUGCCCUGCCAAGGGCUGCCUCCCACCCCCUUCCUACUCAUGCCCCCACACUGCCAGAGAACACUGUUGGCUGUCACUCCAGCCAGGUCUUGGAGUGUUCCCUUGGUAGGUGGUCCCCAGACGGGUACAGCUGCUGGGAGUUCCUCGGGGCCUGCAGCACCACAACAUCCAGGCUUGAGGUGGGUGCUGCCUCUGCUCUCUUAUUCCUGGUGCCCACUGCUCCUGCCCUCCAGGGUAGACCUCUUUGGCCUGAGACGGGGCUGGCCAGCAGUGUGCCCAUAAGUCAUCACCAAGAGACAAGCCCACCACCCUUGAGGUUGCAGGGUGUCAGAGGGCCCUCUCCCCUUGUUUUCUCCCAGGGAAAGGAGAACACGAGCAAAUAUAGGGGCUAUUUCCUGUCCCAGGGGCAUCCACAACUAAGCAGGGAGUGUACUUCAUGGCUUCUUGCAACCAGGUUUUAAGCCAGACACAAAGUUAGUUCCAAAUACGAGUUAAUGAAUCUAUUUUUCUUCCUUUUUUUUUGCACAGAAGCUGGUAAUCUAGGACCUACGUGUGAACAACCUUUCUAGGACUCUUUUUUUGUACUUGGUUUACUCGGGUUGGUAUGAAACGUUGUAUUUAAGUUCCUCGAACACUGUGCAUCCCCCAACGUGUAUGAAUGACUGAGGCUUUGUAAAUUAAGGGACGUUUGUGUGAAUAAAGUUAUUUGAUGGGG